GAAUUGAGCAUCUCCGCCAUAAUUUUUCCGAACACAUUUUCUGUAUUGUGCAAUAUUUUCAAAGAUUCGCCUGUAAAUAAGAGAAUCUUUUCCUCUAAACAUGCCUCCGAAAAAAGAAGGACCCAGUAAGAAAAAUGAGGCGAAGAAAAAAGAAAGAACAAUUGAGGAUAAAACCUUUGGAUUGAAAAACAAGAAAGGAUCAAAGCAACAGAAGUUCAUUCAGCAUGUAGAGAAACAAGUCAAAUGUGGGAAUGUCAAAACAAGCAAGCUUAAUGAAUUGACUCAAGCAGGCAAGAAAAAGGAAGACAAGAAAAAAGAACAAGAUGAGUUAAAUAUGUUGUUUAGACCAGUACAGACAGUAGGCAAAGGUGCUGACCCCAAAUCUGUGUUGUGUGCAUUUUUUAAACAGGGUCAGUGUUCUAAAGGUUCCAAGUGUAAAUUCUCCCAUGACCUUGGCGUAGAAAGAAAAGGAGAAAAGAGAAAUAUUUAUGAAGACAAAAGUGAAGAUAAAGAAACCGUUGAAGAUUGGGAUGAAACCAAAUUACAAGAAGUUGUUGAGAAGAAGCAUGGGGCUACAAAUAAACAGAAAAUGGAAACUGCUAUUAUAUGUAAAUUUUUCCUGGAAGCUGUAGAAAAUGGUAAAUAUGGAUGGUUCUGGGCGUGUCCAAAUGGUGCAGACAAAUGUCAUUAUCGUCAUUGUCUACCUCCAGGAUUUGUUUUGAAGAAAGACAAGAAGAAGGAAUCAGAAGAAGACCAGAUUACUAUUGAGGAAUUAAUAGAGAAAGAGAGAGCAGCCUUGGGUGCUAAUGUUACCAGGGUUACAUAUGAAACAUUCAUAAAAUGGAAGGAAAGAAAGAGAAAUGAAAAGAUUGAAAUUGCAAGAGAGGCUAAAGACAAAAAGAAAUCUGACUUUAAAGCUGGAAAAAUGUUGGGAAUAACUGGCAGAGAUAUGUUUGAGUUUAACCCUGACUUAAUAGGAAUGGAUGAUGAUGAAGCUGACGAGGGGAUGAUAGAACGGGAAAGAGAUGAAGAUGAUGACGAUGAAAUUGUUGUCCAAGAAAUAAAUUUAGAAUCAUUUGAUAAUUAUGUGGGUAAAGGUGAUGCCACAGUAGCUCCAGAGUCGAGGGUACCGAUGACAAAUGGUGUCGUACGAAAUAAUGAUGAAGAGUCAAAGUUAAAUGAAGCUGGUGCAUUACCACCAAAAAACAAUAUGUCAGAUACAGAUGCAGCUAUAGCUGUUGCCAUGGCAGCAAACAUGAACGGUGAUAUUGAAAUUGAUGAGGACCUAUUUGAUGGGGAAGAUCUGGAUCAAAUAGAAGAAGAUUUAGAAACUUUAGAUUUGGAUGAAUGACCCCCAGCAUUCUGAAAGGAUAAGAAAGAAAAAAAAAACAUAUUUCGUUUUGGAUGAAUGACCUUGUGAUAGUGCUUUGACCCUUAAAAUUUGACUUUUGACCUCAAUUAUUUUAGUGACUUUUGGACAAUGCUGUUAUUUGUUAAUUGGUAUGAAUACAAAUGGGAAACUGAAAUGUGGGGUUCAUGUCAGUGAGACAGCAACCAAACAGCAAAAAAUAACCAAAAGACAUUUAGAGGACAACAUACAAUCUUCCACAGUACACUAGCCUCUGUAUAUAAAUAUGUCAAGCUCUGAAAAGUCCCAAAUUGUAAAUUAGUUAUGCCGUCAACACCAAAUUCUCCAAUUGAUUGAUAGAAAAAAACAUUAAAAAAAAUGAUUGGACAAGAAUGGGCACAUGAAAAUGUGGCAAGAUGAAACAAGAUUUUUAAGAUCUCAACCCUCCCUCUCUUUACUCUCUAUCAGUGGACAAAGAUAACAAACAUAAAAACAACAUACAAUAAAAAUCAAUACAGGAAAGACAUUUCCAAUGUCCGAGGCAUUUCAACAAUGAUUAGUAACUGUAUCGUUACCAAUUAAUGUCAAUUGACAAUGAUUAGUAACUGUAUCGUUAACAAUUAAUGUCAAUUGACAAUGAUUAGUAACUGUAUUGUUAACAAUUGAUGUCAAUUGACAAUGAUUAGUAACUGUAUUUUGACAAUGAUUAGUAACUGUAUUGUUAACAAUUAAUGUCAAUUGACAAUGAUAAGUAACUGUAUUGUUAGCAAUUAAUGUCGAUUGACAAUGAUAAGUAACUGUAUUGUUAACAAUUAAUGUCAAUUGACAAUGAUAAGUAACUGUAUUGUUAACAAUUAAUGUCGAUUGACAAUAAUAAGUAACUGUAUUGUUAACAAUUAAUGUCAAUUGACAAUGAUAAGUAACUGUAUCGUUAACAAUUAAUGUCAAUUGACAAUGAUUAGUAACUGUAUUGUUAACAAUUGAUGUCAAUUGACAAUGAUUAGUAACUGUAUUUUGACAAUGAUUAGUAACUGUAUUGUUAACAAUUAAUGUCAAUUGACAAUGAUAAGUAACUGUAUUGUUAGCAAUUAAUGUCGAUUGACAAUGAUAAGUAACUGUAUUGUUAACAAUUAAUGUCAAUUGACAAUGAUAAGUAACUGUAUUGUUAACAAUUAAUGUCGAUUGACAAUAAUAAGUAACUGUAUUGUUAACAAUUAAUGUCAAUUGACAAUGAUAAGUAACUGUAUCGUUAACAAUUAAUGUCAAUUGACAAUGAUUAGUAACUGUAUUGUUAACAAUUGAUGUCAAUUGACAAUGAUUAGUAACUGUAUUUUGACAAUGAUUAGUAACUGUAUUGUUAACAAUUAAUGUCGAUUGACAAUGAUAAGUAACUGUAUUGUUAACAAUUAAUGUUGAUUGACAAUACUAAGUAACUGUAUUGUUAACAAUUAAUGUCAAUUGACAAUAAUAAGUAACUGUAUUGUUAACAAUUAAUGUCAAUUGACAAUGAUAAGUAACUGUAUUGUUAACAAUUAAUGUCAAUUGACGCAAGUUUUAUUCUUGUAUCACAUGUUCUCUUCCCAUGUAAGAGGGUCUUGAUGGGGUUUACAGAAUAGAGAAAAAGAUUACAUAAAUGAAGGACCCCCAAUUCAGACCUUCAUGUAUUUAACUUUUCCUUAUUAAUUUGUAACCCUCUGUCUUUGGAGAUGUGGCAUGAUUGCCAAUGAGACAACUAUCAAUUAGAGUCCAUAUGACAUAAAUACAUAUACACUUUCAUUCCUUCCCAUGAAAUUUGUAUGAAAAAUCAGGAGGUGUGAGUUUCCUGUAAAAAAUUCCAGUUUUUCAAAUGUGUUAAUUAUAAAAAAAAAAUUGCAAAUUGACCUCAGUGGGUAGUACUGAAAUUAAUAUACACUUAUGUUAUAUGCAAAGAACCUUGAAUUAAAAACCAAUCUCUUCAACUAAUUGUUGCUGGGAACCAGUAAGAUUUGCCAGGAAAUGAUCUGCUCCAAAUUAUAUUUGAGUCCAUCUCAAGUCUGUAAAUUCAAAUACAGAAUUUGCAUUUUUGGGAUAGAAUACAUGUAUGUUAUCCAAAACUUUGGCUUUUUAAAAAAAAAAUAUGUUACUUUAUUGUAAAAAGUGAGAUCUGUUGAAAUGAAACUUGCUCAUGUUGAACUCAUUUAUU
Messenger RNA from Mytilus californianus (California mussel), 3530 nucleotides. RefSeq names its product zinc finger CCCH domain-containing protein 15-like. Gene Ontology annotation, biological process: cytoplasmic translation. The transcript has 12 exons. Gene Ontology annotation, molecular function: metal ion binding; mRNA binding. Lineage: Eukaryota; Metazoa; Mollusca; Bivalvia; Mytilida; Mytilidae. The coding region runs from base 101 to 1351 and encodes 416 amino acids. The record is from RefSeq and is a predicted model, not a curated record. Gene Ontology annotation, cellular component: cytosol.